CGGACAUAAUUUGUUUCAAACAGACGCACCGUUUUUAAAAUCCUUAGUUCAGCGUCAGAGGUGACUUGUAACAGUGCUCUAUCACCUGUAGCCUUGUGUUUUCCUGUAUUUUACAGGGCUAUACGCGAUUUUUAAAGCUUUAGGCACCACUAUAGGAAGCUUAGGUAUCUUGUGUUAACGUGUGUCAUAUCUGAAGGUGAAUUUUUGAGCGAUGGCACGGCAUAAGGAGGAUAUAAAGAUUCCCGAAGUACCAGAAGUGUUGGAGGACCCCACCACCCACCGUCGCUAUGUCCGCGGCCGGUUCUUGGGCAAGGGCGGAUUCGCCCGUUGUUAUGAACUUACAGACCUCCAGACCCGGCAGAUUGUGGCCGGGAAGAUCGUCCCGAAAGUGCUGCUGUCCAAACCGCACCAGAAGGACAAAAUGACGAUGGAGAUUGCGAUCCACCGCAGUUUGAAUCACCCACACAUCGUUGCAUUCCACGGCUUUUUCGAGGAUAAGGACUUUGUCUACGUUCUGUUAGAGUUGUGCAGAAGACGGUCCAUGAUGGAGCUGCACAAGCGGCGUAAGACGGUGACAGAGCCCGAGGCGAGGUACUACAUGAUGCAGACGCUGAAGGCCUGCCUCUACCUGCACGACAACAAGGUCAUCCACCGCGACCUCAAACUGGGAAACCUGUUCCUCAACGACGAGCUGGAGAUCAAGGUUGGAGAUUUCGGCCUGGCCACCAAGGUCGACUUCGACGGAGAGAGGAAAAGGACACUCUGUGGAACACCAAACUACAUCGCUCCUGAGGUUCUGGGGAAGAAGGGACACAGUUAUGAGGUGGAUGCCUGGUCAAUAGGCUGCAUCAUGUACACCCUGCUGUGUGGCAAACCUCCGUUUGAGACCCACAGUCUGAAGGAGACGUACAUGCGCAUCAGGAAGAACGAGUACUUCAUCCCUCAGCGCGUCAGCCCCACCGCCCGCGCUCUCAUCGCCAAACUCCUGCAGUCCGACCCCGGCGAGCGCCCCACGGUGCAGCAGAUCAUCGAUGACGAGUGGUUCCGCUCCGGCUACAUGCCGUCACGACUCCCCGUCACGUGUCUCACCAUGGCGCCCAGGUUCCCCGCAUCUGCCACCAGGAAUCCUCUCAGGGAACUCAACAGCAAAGAUGGCAGUAACACCAACACCGUAGGUUUGAAGGAGAACCAGCCCCAGUCCAAGUCAGGAGGAACUCAGGAGAACAUCAAGCCUGGACUGGCCAGGUUGAACUCUAAAGGUGAAGACGAGGCAGUCCCUGACUACUACCUGUCAGACAUGAUGGGGCAGCUGUCUUCUGUACUCGCCGCAAGGCCAACAGAGAAAGUCAAAGGAAAUGAAGAGGAUGCAGAAGACCCAGCAGCGAUCCCAGUGUUGUGGGUGAGCAAGUGGGUCGACUACUCCGACAAGUAUGGGCUAGGUUACCAGUUGUGUGAUGGCAGUGUUGGAGUGUUGUUUAAUGACUCGACCAGACUGUUACUGUACGCUGACAGUGAACAGACUCAGUACAUCGAGAGGGACGGUACAGAGUCCUACCACACCAUCAAAACAUUCCCAGAGUCACUCACAAAGAAGGUGACCCUACUGAAGUACUUCCGUAACUACAUGAGUGAACACCUGCUGAAGGCCGGAGCUAACAUCGCGCCGCGGGAGGUGCAGGAGAUGGCGCGGCUGCCGUUCCUCAGGAUGUGGUUCCGCACGCGCAGCGCCAUCGUGCUGCACCUCAGCAGCGGCACGCUACAGAUCAACUUCUUCCAGGAUCACACCAAGAUCAUCCUCUGCCCCCUCAUGGGAGCGGUAACCUACAUCGACGAGAAGCGAAACUCUCGAACCUUCCGUCUGUCCCUGAUCGAAGAACACGGGUGCAGCAAGGAGCUCUUCACUCGCCUGCGCUACGCACGCACCAUGGUGGACAGGCUUAUCGCUUCCAAGUCCGGAUCUGGGCGCGUGAAAACCGCAACAUAACUUAGUUAGCUCAGAACUGUAGUCUUCACUUUCCUUGAACUGCCAUCUACUAAAAAUGCAAGCAUAAUAUAGAAUAUUGCAAUGACUGUUGGAAAAUUUAUUGCUUGAUGGCAUCUUUUUAAAAGAAAUCUACUUUUCAUUUGAUGUAACUCUAGCAGACGUAGCGUUUUAGGGUGAUUAGCGUCCCGUUUGUCACUUAAGCAUCAAGAAUCAUACUGAAGUCCUUGGUAUCUUUUAGCUUGGGGCCCUUUCUUAGUGAGAAACAUGAUAGAAAUGGUAACACUUUCAGCUAAAGCGAUAAAUGUUUGUAUGAAAGAUGUCUCCUUGAGUGUGUGUUUUGUAAAGGAAUCUUUCAAACUUCAAAGAGUUUGUUUCUCGUAACAUUGCAGUCUUUGUUGUAUGUUGUAUCUGCUAAAAGAAGAAAAGUCCUUAGCCAUGAACGUGUAAAAUAUAAGCACAUAGAUAGCAGAUACAUUGGUUCAGUAAAAGUAUCCAAAUGAGCAAGUUUAAAUGGUGCAACAUUGCAUGAAGGUUCAGAAUACUAAACCUACUUUAAUUUGGAAUGUCAGAUUCUUCUGUUUGUCAAGCUGCAGUAGUCUUUGAUUAGUGUGUCUUUUGUUUUGAAAUAUGGAAAGAUGAACUGUUUAGCUGACAAUUUGAGUGAUAGUCUAGAAGAAUACAUUUGAUCUUUGAGUGUGUGGAAAUACAUCUAACUUGGUGCAAUGACUAAGCUGUAGAAGAAAGCACAACCCCGUUGUGUUACAUUUAAAAAUGACAGUUCAGGCAAACUGUUAUCUUUGUCCUAUGACUUGUAAUAUAUGCCAUACUUUUCUGGAGUAUCAAUGCAUCACAUUCUUCAUUGUGUAUUUUUAAACCAAUAGUCUGUUUUAGAGUGUGUGUAGGAGUGUAACAGUUGAGCAUACUGUAAAAAGCUUACCUUGCUUUUAUUUCAGGACAUGUUUUUUGCUGCAGAUUUUCAUACAACAUUAAGGACACAGAGUUUGUAAUUGUAAGAUGUUAGAUUUUUUUCCUCUGUCUUGUACAAGAAACUGUCAUUCUCACCUUGCCGCCAGAUUGAUUUGAAUUUUUCUUCCUUCAUCUCAACAUGAUGCUUCAGUAGAAAUCUUUGUGUAUACUUUUCCGCUAGAUUUGCUUUUUUGAUGGUUUCUUGUUUUUAUUUACUGGUUAUCCCCAAUGAGAGUCUGUAUUCUCGUAAAUUUAUGAAUUUUUUUUUGUUGUGAGGACACCUGUUUUGUAAGUUUGAUGAAAUGUACAAAGGUAACCAAACAUUUUUGCUGAUGUAUGAAUGAUAUAUGCUAGUAAUAGAUGAACAAUAAAUCAUAUUAUGGA
This is a messenger RNA of Branchiostoma belcheri (Belcher's lancelet), 3334 nucleotides long. Its product is annotated as serine/threonine-protein kinase PLK1-like. The transcript has 9 exons. Gene Ontology annotation, cellular component: centrosome; cytoplasm; nucleus. Gene Ontology annotation, biological process: regulation of cytokinesis; protein phosphorylation; mitotic cell cycle. Bases 212 to 1984 code for a protein of 590 amino acids. Lineage: Eukaryota; Metazoa; Chordata; Leptocardii; Amphioxiformes; Branchiostomatidae. The record is from RefSeq and is a predicted model, not a curated record. Gene Ontology annotation, molecular function: protein serine/threonine kinase activity; ATP binding; protein binding.